Schizosaccharomyces japonicus yFS275 is the source of this 2439-nucleotide messenger RNA. RefSeq names its product ATP-dependent 3' to 5' DNA helicase. Gene Ontology annotation, cellular component: nucleus. The record is from RefSeq and is a predicted model, not a curated record. Gene Ontology annotation, molecular function: hydrolase activity; ATP binding; nucleotide binding. The transcript has a single exon. NCBI's taxonomy places the organism in Eukaryota, Fungi, Ascomycota, Schizosaccharomycetes, Schizosaccharomycetales, Schizosaccharomycetaceae. Gene Ontology annotation, biological process: interstrand cross-link repair; DNA repair. The coding region runs from base 1 to 2439 and encodes 812 amino acids.
AUGACACAAUUGUCUUCUCCUAAUACAAUUGCAAAUGUUGACUCUGUACGACUUGACGAUAUUAACUUUUUACCUGCUUUACAACUUUAUGAAAACGAAGAAUUGGACGAUAAUGAUGAUGACCAUAAUGAAGAAAGCUCAUUCUCGGAUAACGACUGGGAGGCCGUUGUCCUAGGAAAUACCGACCAACUGGAUGAACAAAUUUUAUUGAACGAUACUUGUAGGUCUACUAAGGAGAAUACGCCUACUAAACCCCAAAAGCAAUUGACUUUGGAUGGUUCCAUCGACAAACGACAAACUUAUGUAGCUAAAAGGAUCGAGGUGAAGGAAGGUCAAAUCACACACUACCUGGACCGGUCUCUUGCAGCGCAUUGGAUUUACCCUACCUGUGUCCCCUUACGACAAUACCAAUACAACUUUUCAGCAAGUGCAUUAUUUAACAAUGUCUUGCUAGCAUUACCAACUGGUUUAGGUAAAACUUUUAUUGCAGCUGUUGUUAUGAUGAAUUAUUAUCGAUGGUUUCCUCAAAGCAACAUUGCUUUUCUCGCACCGACGAAACCGCUUCUUUAUCAACAAAUGCAAGCUUGUAUUCACUUAACGGGUAUCCCUGAAUCAAGCAUCGUUGAACUUAAUGGCGAAGUGAAACCAGAACUACGUAAGCAGUUAUUUCGGGAUAAGCGUGUAUUCUUCGUGACUCCUCAGACUUUGAAUAAUGACAUACAAACGGAAGUGUGCGAUCCACGCUUGUUUGUUUGUUUAGUGUUUGAUGAGGCACACCGAGCUACAGGGUUGCACCCAUAUGCUCAAGUGCUUCGUUCUGUGCUUCGCUACAACACUAGCUUUCGGGUAUUAGCAUUGACGGCUACGCCUGGUUCCAAUGCAACUCAAAUUCAGAAAGUCGUUGACGCGCUUCACAUCUCAAAAAUUAUUAUUCGAAACGAUGACAGUUUGGACAUACGACCUUAUAUUCACACAAAAUGCGUUCGCACUGUUUCCUUUACCCUUAACGACCUGAUGCAAAGGGUUCAGACUACUUUUGCUGGUCUGUAUAAACCUUUUUUUCAAUUCCUAAAGGCGUGCAAAGCUUUACCGAAAUCAAUGACUGAUUAUGUACAUUUACGCUCGUUCCCUGUAUAUAGAGCAUGCAGAUCUUAUGCCAUGUCUUCCACACGAGCGAACGCCUCUCAUCGUAAAAAGGUUCUGAGUGCUUUUCAUGCUUUGAUUACAUGUACUCACUUAGUAUACCUUUUAGAGUGUCAUGGAUUAUCGCAGUUUUACGAAAAGCUUGUGGAAAUACAAAAGCAAGCAAGGGAAAAGGGUUUUGGUGAACUUUAUCAAUUGUCCUGCAAUACCCAAUAUCAAUUACUAAUUGAAUAUCUUCAGGAAGAAAUAUCAAAAGAUGGCUAUAUUAGUCACCCAAAAAUCGAAAAACUAAAAGAGUUACUUGAAAAGCACUUCACGAAAGCUAGCCAAGAAAAGCAGAACACAAGAGUAAUGAUUUUUACUGAAUUUCGGUCAACGGCUGAAAUAAUCAUGGAAAGUUUAGCUACUUUUGAUGACUGUGUACGACCAUCGCUUUUUGUUGGCCAAGCUAGUCGCAGUGAAUCAUUUGGAAUGUCACAAAAGUUGCAGAAAGAGAUCCUACAACGUUACCGUUCUGGUUUAAUUAAUACCUUAAUAGCAACGUCAAUUGGUGAGGAGGGUCUAGAUAUCCAAGACACUGAUAUGAUUAUUUGCUAUGAUGUUUCUUCUUCCCCCAUUCGUAUGCUGCAACGAAUAGGUCGAACUGGCAGAAAGCGGAAUGGACUAGCAUACAUAUUUCUUACUCAAAAUUGUGAAGACAAUAAGUGGCAACGUGCGAAGGACUCUUACCGGCGUGUUCAAAAGCAACUCGAAAGUGGAAAGAAGGUUCAAUUGAAGACAGACGUUCCUCGUAUUUUACCCGCCGAUAUAGUGCCGGAAUGCUUAUUCGUGGAUAACACUGAACAGCGUGUCCAAGCACAAUUGGAGCAUUCAGAACAUGUAUUCUCACAAACACGGGCUUUGUCAAGUAGUCCCAAUUCUUCAUCAUGUCAAAGCGCAAACUCACAAACAAAAGCUGCUCCUAAACGAUAUCUGCCUAGUAUAGUUGACGAUGUAUUUGAAGAUUUGAAAAGCAAUCUUCGUCGACCAACAGAUGACAUUAGUUUAAGGCGGUAUAAGAUGGAUUAUCGCGAUGCCAAUUAUGGUCUAAAUAACAAAAAACUGAACUUGAAGCUACACGAUUUUGAAAGCCCAACCAAAGGGACAAUUAUAAAACAUUCGAUUAUUACUGAAGCUAUUUUCCGUACAACAUCUUUUCGGAAAGACAAUCUCAGCAAUCAGCUAAACCGUUAUAAGCUAUACACAGAAAAAUUUGAACGUAAAAGGAGAAAACUCAAAAAAACCGACAAUUUUUAG